This is a messenger RNA of Besnoitia besnoiti, 2391 nucleotides long. RefSeq lists its product as uncharacterized. The record is from RefSeq and is a predicted model, not a curated record. The transcript is spliced from 15 exons. The coding region runs from base 1 to 2391 and encodes 796 amino acids. Lineage: Eukaryota; Apicomplexa; Conoidasida; Eucoccidiorida; Sarcocystidae.
AUGAUGAUCACAACGAAUCGGUCGUGCGAAAUUCACUUCAUCAACAACACCUCCGUUGUUUGGUACCGUCACCUCCACUCCUCCUACCAUGGAACGUGGUUACAGCCUCCGCGGGAAAGCAUUUUCCCGAACCAGACGAUGGUCUGCCUGGCUGAGUGCACGCGCUCCUUCGGCACCUUCUCGGGCAAGAUUCAGUACGCCGUCGUGCUGAAUGACAUCGAGUACAUUGUCAGCUCUGAGUAUGAAAUUCCGAUCCUCGGUGACAACAAACACGUGAGCGUCAUGGGCUGCAGCGCGGAUCCGCGGAAGAAGAAAAUGCCCGACCCGCAGAAGAUUUUCGAGCUCUCGUACACUGCAGACACCUUCGUCUACAGCAAGUUUCUGAUCACCGUCAGAGAGACGGCCGAAGGCGCGGUCUUCCUGCAGAAGUGUCGCGAGGAUCUCGAGCGGGCGCUCACGGACUUCUACGCAGUCUUUCCUCAGGGCAUCGCCGACCCUCUCGACGUGCCGCGGCGCAUUCCGAUGCACUUUGUCUGGAAUGUGAAAAAUAUCGACUGGAAGAAGCGCCUUCGAAAGUCGCAUCGCUCCAUGCUGAUUCGCAUCGUGAACCUGACGACGCACCUACUCGUCCUCGAUCCCCGCCGCGAAGAAAAGGAACGCCUCGAAGAGGGCUUGUGGCUCGAGUUCCCCAGCGAUCAGAUCCCGCCGCUGUGCUUCACGGAGUUCGGGUGUCAGAGCGACGGGUUUCUUUUUGGCACGGGAGGCAGCUGCACUUAUAUCAUCCCCGGGCGGCCAGGGCAGUUUGUCUUCUUCUGGGAUCAGCCGGGCAUGGGCGGCUGCCGCAGUUUAGGUGUCCAUACCGGCUCGGCAUUUCGCGUCUUCAAGCACAGCGAAAACCUCAACGAAGGCACGAUUGUUUUCCACAUCAUCGACCCCAGUCGCCCGCCCUGGGUCCAGAUCGUUCAAGCGCGCGCGUUGCAUCCGCAGCGCCUGGCGGCGCUCCAGGCCUCGUCGUCUUCGCGUUCGUCGGAGGCGCGGGGGGGGUCGGCCGCACUGCAGCUCGCUUCCGCGUCGUCCGCUGCGCACCGCGAGUUCCUUCGAGACAGCUCGGACUUAACGGCUUCGCUGAUCGCCUACUUGCGUCGCGUGUCGCUGGAGCCGGGCGGCGCCCUCGGGGCAGACAGCUUCUCACCCGGCAUCGCUCCACACUUUGUGCGGUCCGGAGACGUCGCCGCGAGUUCCGUCUCUAGCGGGUCGACAGCCCCGCCGGGCGGUGCGUCUGCUGAAGAGCCGCUGGGAACUGCGCGCUCAGGCAUCGGAGGCAGUCCCUCCGGAGGCGCCUCGGGGCUCCUCGCGGCCUCCGCGCCCGCUGGGAGCCGCACAGUGCGCGGUUCCAGCGCGCCCUCCGCCGACGGCGAGGACGGCUCGAGGUGGACAGGAAGCGUGGAAAUCAGCCUCGUCAGCCCGCGAGCGUUUUUCUGCGCACUGCAAAGCACCAAGACGCUGCGAGGCACCCUCCAGCCGAAUUCGCUGCUGUAUAUCCAGUGGCGCAUCGGCAGCGAGCUCUUUGAGCGCGUGUUCGGUCCCGACGAGCGCGUCUACCUCCACGGCGGACUCGUUGGCGGACUCGAGAAGAACCCGACCGAGCUGAUUCUGCGCGCGGAGCCAGUCAGUCUGAGGAGAUUGCCGCCGGGCCUGAAGGUCGCUGAAGUGUAUCCGUCGGACAGCUCGGGGGGUAUUUCGGUUUUCCCGCUGUCCGCGGGCGCCGCGGCGGGCGCGGGCGCUUCUGCAGGCAUCAGGCCGGUCACGAGCGAAGGCGAAUUACUGGAAGUCCUCGUUCGGGGCUUCCGGAUUUGCGCAAGCGGCCUCUUGCGCGAAGUGUCUGAGCGCAUGGAGGCCGCGUUCGGUGUCGACUGGCUCGUCAAGUGCGACCUGCCUAGACAUCACAUCUGGAAAGACCUCCUGGGCAACGGAGAAGGCGAGCAAAUCGAUUUGGAAGGGCUUCUCCACAUCAUGACGGCCUUUUGGGAUGAAGUUUUUGAAGAGCGUCUCGAAGACCCGCAACCUCUCCACGCGAUGCAGGCUGUCGUCAUCUACUGGGCUACACAAGAACUGGCAGUCCUGGACGGUCCCUGCGUUUUUUCUUUCUUUGAAACCGCCACCGGCGUCCUGAGGAAAUUGGGACAGACGGCCUACGCGCAGAAAUUGCAAGAGCUGGGCCGCGCACUAGACGGCACUGCGACCGGACUUUUCGCCGCUCCCGGCGGCCCGACUGCGGCAAGCUCCUCAGAAGGUGGUGUGGCGGCAGCGUCUGCGUCCGUUCCUGCAUCGCUCAACGAAGGGACAAGCGGCAGCGCGGCCUGUGGGAAGGCUGCGAGUGCGCGAGCGUAA